This is a messenger RNA of Triticum dicoccoides, 796 nucleotides long. RefSeq lists its product as uncharacterized. NCBI's taxonomy places the organism in Eukaryota, Viridiplantae, Streptophyta, Magnoliopsida, Poales, Poaceae. The transcript has 4 exons. The record is from RefSeq and is a predicted model, not a curated record. Bases 41 to 796 code for a protein of 251 amino acids.
UCCCUUUGAGGACGUGCACAAUAGUGCCACCCUAGGUUCCAUGCGACAGGCUAGGGUCGUGCAGGCCCCUAAUGCUGACGAUGUUGAUCCUCCAAUAAAGGCUACAAAGCAGCAGCAAGCAUUUUAUGACAUCAUAAGGUGUUUUGGCAAUGCACGGAGCAGUGGCAAAAACAUGGAUGCCAUCAAAGAAACAAAAAUUAUCCAAAGCUCUUCGGCAUACGUUGACCUAGGUGAUCUUGCUAAGUCACUCAUGCCCAAUGGUAGACUGUCCCGGAAUGUUGUUGCUGGUAUUGAUUUCAUAAAAGAAAAAGUUGACAUCCACUGCGACAAUAUUAUCAUGUCCCCAACCAUUACCAGGAGAAUCUGGGAGGGAGAUUUCUCUCACCGUGAAGUCCGCAAAGCUUUUGCUCAGCAUGGUGACUCGAAGCUCACAUUGAAGAAAUUUGUGAUGUUUACCAUGUACCAAGAACUCACUCCCGAUUACCCGGUGGACAAAUGUGGGCAUUACUACACCGUGUGCAUCAACCUGAGGAUACAACGAUUUUAUGUCCUUGACUAUCUCCGUUGGGGAGAUGACGAGACUCUUCGCUCGCAUGUAGAGUUCUUCAUUGAAAACUUGAAGCAGACCUGGUUGCGUCACUACGAGAGUUGUAAGGUGCAGAUCAAUGAUUUUCCUAUUGAGUACGUCAAGACGGGGAAGAAGGGGACAACUCGUGACUGUGGCAUCUACCUACUCAAGUACCUUGCUAAAUGGAAAGGAAGGAAGUUACCAACACUCAACAAGGAAAUAGUAUAA